This is a messenger RNA of Mesocricetus auratus (golden hamster), 7917 nucleotides long. RefSeq names its product proprotein convertase subtilisin/kexin type 5 (gene Pcsk5). The transcript is spliced from 38 exons. Bases 5 to 5647 code for a protein of 1880 amino acids. Gene Ontology annotation, cellular component: Golgi membrane; trans-Golgi network. Gene Ontology annotation, molecular function: serine-type endopeptidase activity. Gene Ontology annotation, biological process: peptide hormone processing. The record is from RefSeq and is a predicted model, not a curated record. NCBI's taxonomy places the organism in Eukaryota, Metazoa, Chordata, Mammalia, Rodentia, Cricetidae.
GACCAUGGGCUGGGGCUGGGGGAGCCGCUGCUGCCGCCCGGGACGGCGGGACCUGCUGUGCGUGCUGGCGCUGCUCGCCGGCUGCCUGCUCCCAGUGUGCCGGACGCGCGUCUACACCAACCACUGGGCGGUGAAGAUCGCAGGCGGCUUCGCUGAGGCCGACCGCAUAGCCAGCAAGUACGGAUUCAUCAACGUAGGACAGAUCGGUGCACUGACGGACUACUAUCACUUCUACCAUAGUAGGACCAUUAAAAGGUCUGUUCUCUCGAGCAGAGGAACCCACAGUUUCAUUUCAAUGGAACCAAAGGUGGAGUGGAUCCAACAGCAAGUGGUGAAAAAACGGACAAAGAGGGAUUAUGAUCUCAGCCGUGCCCAGUCUACCUACUUCAAUGACCCUAAGUGGCCAAGUAUGUGGUACAUGCACUGCAGUGACAACACGCAUCCCUGCCAGUCGGACAUGAAUAUUGAAGGAGCCUGGAAGCGAGGUUAUACGGGGAAGAAUAUUGUGGUGACCAUCCUGGAUGACGGCAUCGAGAGAACCCACCCUGAUUUGAUGCAAAACUACGAUGCUCUGGCAAGUUGCGAUGUGAAUGGGAAUGACUUGGACCCGAUGCCUCGUUACGAUGCAAGCAAUGAGAACAAGCAUGGGACCCGUUGUGCUGGAGAAGUGGCAGCCGCCGCAAACAACUCUCACUGCACCGUUGGAAUCGCUUUCAAUGCCAAGAUUGGAGGUGUGCGGAUGCUGGAUGGCGAUGUCACAGACAUGGUGGAAGCAAAGUCUGUCAGCUACAAUCCACAGCAUGUGCACAUCUACAGUGCCAGCUGGGGCCCAGACGAUGACGGCAAGACUGUGGAUGGGCCAGCUCCCCUCACCCGGCAAGCCUUUGAGAACGGGGUGAGAAUGGGGCGGAGAGGCCUUGGCUCUGUGUUUGUCUGGGCAUCUGGCAAUGGUGGAAGGAGCAAAGACCACUGUUCUUGUGAUGGCUAUACCAACAGCAUCUACACCAUCUCCAUCAGCAGUACAGCUGAAAGUGGAAAGAAACCGUGGUACUUGGAAGAGUGUUCAUCUACACUGGCCACAACCUACAGCAGUGGAGAAUCCUAUGAUAAGAAAAUAAUCACCACUGAUCUAAGGCAACGAUGCACGGACAAUCAUACUGGGACAUCAGCCUCAGCCCCCAUGGCUGCUGGCAUCAUUGCUCUGGCCCUGGAAGCCAAUCCGUUUCUGACCUGGAGAGACGUACAGCAUGUUAUUGUCAGGACUUCCCGUGCGGGACAUUUGAACGCUAAUGACUGGAAAACCAAUGCUGCUGGUUUUAAGGUGAGCCAUCUCUAUGGAUUUGGACUGAUGGAUGCAGAAGCCAUGGUGAUGGAGGCAGAGAAGUGGACAACCGUUCCUCAGCAGCACGUGUGUGUGGAAAGCACAGACCGACAAAUCAAGACCAUACGCCCCAACAGUGCAGUGCGCUCCAUCUACAAAGCCUCAGGCUGCUCGGAUAAUCCCAACCACCAUGUCAAUUACCUGGAACAUGUAGUCGUGCGAAUUACCAUCACACACCCUCGGAGGGGAGACCUGGCCAUCUAUUUGACCUCACCCUCAGGAACCAGAUCCCAGCUUUUGGCCAACAGGCUGUUUGAUCAUUCCAUGGAAGGGUUUAAGAACUGGGAGUUCAUGACCAUUCACUGCUGGGGAGAGCGGGCUGCUGGUGACUGGAUCCUUGAAGUUUAUGAUACUCCAUCUCAGCUGAGGAACUUCAAGACUCCAGGUAAAUUGAAAGAAUGGUCCUUGGUCCUCUAUGGCACGUCUGUGCAGCCAUACUCCCCAACCAAUGAGUUUCCCAAAGUAGAACGCUUCCGCUACAGCCGAGUGGAAGACCCCACGGAUGACUAUGGUGCUGAAGAUUAUGCGGGUCCCUGUGAUGCUGAAUGCAGUGAGGUUGGCUGUGAUGGGCCAGGACCAGACCACUGCAGUGACUGUUUACACUACUACUACAAGCUGAAAAAUAACACCAGAAUCUGUGUCUCCAGCUGCCCUCCUGGCCACUACCAUGCUGACAAGAAGAGGUGCCGGAAGUGCGCUCCCAACUGUGAGUCCUGCUUUGGCAGCCACAGUGAUCAGUGCCUAUCGUGUAAAUCUGGCUAUUUCCUGAAUGAAGAAACCAGCAGCUGUGUUAUUCAGUGUCCUGACGGGUCAUACCAGGAUACCAAGAAAAAUGUGUGCGGCAAAUGCAGUGAGAACUGUAAGGCAUGCACUGGAUUCCACAACUGCACGGAGUGCAAGGGCGGGUUAAGCCUUCAGGGGUCCCGCUGUUCUGUCACCUGCAACGAUGGACAGUUCUUCAAUGGCCAUGAUUGCCAGCCCUGCCACCGUUUCUGUGCCACCUGUGCCGGGGCUGGAGCAGAUGGGUGCAUUAACUGCACAGAGGGUUAUGUCAUGGAAGAGGGAAGAUGUGUACAGAGCUGCAGUGUGAGUUAUUAUUUGGAUCAUAAUUCAGAUAAUGGAUACAAAUCCUGCAAGAGAUGUGAUAACAGCUGUUUGACAUGCAAUGGCCCAGGAUUCAAGAACUGUUCCAGCUGCCCUAGUGGGUAUCUUUUAGAUUUAGGCGUGUGUCAGAUGGGAGCCAUCUGCAAGGAUGGAGAAUAUAUUGAUGAGCAAGGCCACUGCCGUAUCUGUGACGCCUCAUGUGCCAAUUGCUGGGGACCAACUCAAGAAGACUGUACCAGCUGCCCCAAAACAAGGGUUUUUGAUGAUGGCCGGUGCAUUUUGAACUGUCCCUCAUGGAAGUUUGAACUUAAGAAGCAAUGCCAUCCAUGCCACCAUACUUGCCAAGAAUGCCAAGGAAGCGGUCCUUCUAACUGCACCUCCUGCAGGGCAGACAAGCACGGUCAGAAACGCUUCCUAUACCAAGGAGAAUGUCGGGAGAGCUGCCCUGUGGGCCACUAUCCCACCAAGGGACAUGCCUGCCUGCCCUGCCCAGACAACUGUGAGCUUUGCUACAACCCACAUGUCUGCAGUAGAUGCAUGAGUGGCUACUUCCUCGUGCCUGCCAACCACACCUGUCAGAAGCUGGAGUGCGGACAAGGUGAAUUCCAGGAUUCUGAGUAUGAAGAAUGCAUGCCUUGUGAGGAAGGAUGCCUGGGGUGCACUGUGGAUGAUCCAGGAGCCUGUACCUCAUGCGCUGCAGGAUAUUACAUGUUUGAGUGGCAUUGUUAUAAAGCCUGCCCUGAGAAGACCUUCAGUACACAAUGGGAAUGCAGAGCCUGUGGCACUAACUGCGGCAACUGUGACCAGCAUGAGUGCUAUUGGUGUGAGGAGGGCUUCUUUCUCUCGGGUGGCAGCUGUGUGCCCGAUUGUGGCCCUGGCUUCUAUGGAGACCAAGAGUUGGGAGAGUGUAAGCCCUGUCAUCAAGCCUGUGAGACUUGCACCGGCUUGGGUUACAACCAAUGCAGCAGCUGUCAAAAAGGGUUGCAGCUGUGGCGUGGGGCAUGUAUCUGGCCCACCUGGCCCCAAGGAGGGGAAGGCAAGCUCUGGAACGAAGCUGUGCCCACUGAAAACCCAUCCUUGGUGAAGGACCUGCUGCAGGAGCAACGAAGGUGGAAAAUUCCAAUCAAAAGAGAUGCAACAAAGCAAGAUCAACCUUGCCAUUCUUCUUGUAAGAGCUGCAAUGGAUCUGAAACUCUCUGCACUUCGUGUCCAAAAGGUACAUACCUGUGGCUGCACACCUGUGUUCCUUCCUGUCCCCAAGGCACUUGGCCCUCAGUCAAGAGUGGCAGCUGUGAGAACUGUGCUGAGGACUGUGCCUCUUGCUCUGGAGCCGACCUUUGCCAAAAGUGCCUGAGUCAGCCGGACAGCCUUCUGCUCCUCCACGAGGGCAGGUGCUACCAUCGAUGCCCAGAGGGCUUCUAUGCAAAAGAUGGUGUUUGUGAGCACUGUAGUCCCCCUUGCAGAACAUGUGAAGGAAAUGCUACCCACUGUCACUCUUGUGAAGGAGACUUCGUGCUAGACCAUGGGGUGUGCUGGGAAACUUGCCCUGAAAAGCAUGUGGCUGUGGAAGGAAUCUGCAAGCACUGCCCAGAAAAGUGCCAGGACUGCAUCCAUGAGAAGACUUGCAAAGAGUGUAUGCCUAAUUUCUUCCUGUACGAUGACACAUGCUAUGAGUCCUGUCCCAAGCACUUCUACCCUGACUUGCGCCAGUGUGUCCCCUGCCAUGAAAACUGUUUGGAAUGCAAUGGCCCCAAGGAGGAUGACUGUGAGGUCUGCGCUGAUACUUCCAAGGCUCUCUAUAAAGGGCUGUGUUUGGAUGUGUGCCCGGAGGGAACAUACAAAGACGAGGUGACUGAUGAAUGUAAAGAUUGCCCCGAGUUCUGCCGGAGCUGCUUGUCAGAUGAGACCUGCCUGGCCUGUCAGGAAGGCCUGACACUAGUGCAUGAGGUCUGCAAAGCACCCAUGGAGUGUGCGGCUGUCGAGUACUGGGAUGAGGGCAUUCAUAGGUGCCAGCCAUGCCACAGGAAGUGUUCCCGCUGCUCAGGGCCUGCCCAGAACCAGUGCUAUACCUGCCCCAGAGAAACACUUCUUCUCGACAUGACCUGUGUGAAAAGCUGCCCAGAAGGCUACCACACUGACAAGGACAGCCACCAGUGUGUGCCCUGCCACAACUCUUGCAGGACCUGUGAAGGACCUCACAGCAUGCAGUGUCACUCCUGCCGACCUGGCUGGUUCCAGCUGGGCAAGGAGUGCUUGCUGCAAUGCAGGAACGGAUAUUAUGGAGAAAGCGCCAGUGGUCGGUGUAAGAAGUGUGACAAGAGCUGCCAGGCAUGCCGGGGGCCGCUGCCCACAGACUGCCAAUCCUGCGAUAAAUUUUUCUUUCUCCUGCGCUCCAAGGGACAGUGUCACCGCACCUGUCCAGAACACUACUAUGCAGACCAACAUGCCCAGACCUGUGAGAGGUGCCACCCAACUUGUGACAAAUGUGAUGGAAAGGAGGCAUGGAAUUGCUUAUCCUGUGUGUGGAGCUACCACCUUCAGAGAGGAAUCUGUGUCCCGGAAUGUCUUGUAGGGGAAUACAGAGAUGGAGAGGGAGAAAAGUUUAACUGUAAAAAAUGCCACGAGAGCUGCGUGGAGUGCAAAGGACCCGGAGCCAAGAACUGCACCGUGUGCCCAGCUGACCUGCUGCUGCACAUGGAUGACAGCCGCUGCCUCCCCUGCUGCAACGCUUCCCACGCCCACAGAUCCCCGGACUGCUGUGACUGCCAGAGUACCACAGAGGAGUGCAUCCUUCCAGCCAGCAAGACCGUGCCCUCGGAGCGCACCAAGACUGCCCUGCUGGUGACCUCGGGUGUCAUGCUGCUGAUGCUGCUGGGGGCCGCUGUGGUCGUGUGGCGAAAGUCUCGAAGCCGACCUGUAGCAAAAGGGCGCUACGAAAAGUUGACCGAACCGACCGUGUCAUACUCCUCCUACAGGAGCAGCUAUCUUGAUGAGGACCAGGUGAUCGAGUACAGGGACCGAGACUAUGAUGAAGAUGAUGAGGAUGACAUCGUCUACAUGGGCCAAGAUGGCACUGUCUACCGGAAGUUCAAGUACGGACUGCUGGAUGAGGCAGAAGAUGAUGAGUUGGAGUAUGACGAUGAGAGCUACUCCUUCCAGUAAACGGAGCCCGCCUGUGGGCUCCAUGGCAAUUAGCCCUGCCCCGGGGCUACCAUCACAUUGGCUGAGGUUCGAGUGUGUGUGUGUGUUUUGUCCUAACUUUGUUUCCAACCUGAGUAUGUAGGGAUGCUGGAGUCUGCUGUGCUGCUCUUAACUAGCUGAGUACAAUGGACAGAUCCUGCAAAGGGAGAAUUCAAAAGCAUUUUCCUCCAGGGUAUUUCAAGACUUCAAACGCAGAAGGGGAAGGAAGUGAGAUCUGAUGAACACUCUAACAUGAUUUCUAAAGUGGACAGGACAGAGGACCUGUAAGGAUUCUGCUGGAGACCCCUGCUUUCUUCAGAAAUUCUGAUAGUUGACCCACUCUCAGGAACCAGAGAGUUGUUGGGGCUGGGAUGGGAGGUCUCUCCCCUUUCAAUUGGGUUUAAGAAGGAAAUCUGUAAAGAGCGUGAAAAGGGGCUUGUAGUUUCUUUCACAGUACCUCUGGGGAGUCGAAAGACCAUCUCUCCUGUGAAUGCUCAGGACCUAUGUCAGGAUUUGCAGCCUCAAGGCUGACAGAGCGCAUGCUCACUGGGCUCUGGCUCCUUUGCAGAGACCAUAACAACAAUGAUCCUGGGCAGAGGAAGCCUAGGUGGAGGACAGCAUCAAAUCACAAGGAAGGAGCUCGUGUCCAAGCAUCGCACCCUCGUGAUUCUCUUAAGAGCCUUUCUGAUAGGAAAUAAAUAAAGAAAAAUUGUAAUGAUACCCUAACACAAAAUACAAAGAUUUCAUCCACUCUAAAAAAAAUAAUAAAAUAAAGACUUUAGCUGCUAAAUCAGAGCAAAGCUUUCAUCCAUGAGUCAUCCAAGAAGCUCAGACUCUCCAUAAGAAAAGUAGGAGUAGAGUCUACCAUUUAGAAAUUUCCCAAUAUCUUGCUCACCAGCUGCAAACAGCUGCCUGGCUCUCUUCAACCCUGUGACUUUCUGUUUCUGGGCUUCCUAAACUCUUUUUCCAUGCUGGUCAAGGGUGUUCGUAGAUUAUGCAUUCAUGGGCACUUUCUGCAGAUGGUAAUUCACAGGGAGGGCACUGUGUGCAAAAGAAUACAAGCAGAGCCUCGUGGAGCAGCUCCUUGUUACAGGCAAUGCUGUGUGUAGAACAUCAAAAAGUGAGUAGCUCCAUCGCAUGAUGAUUAUUGUAACCAAAAUGAAUUGCACACUUACCUUGUGCCCGGUAACUAAUGUAUCUCCCCCACAUCAUACUUAAGAACUCUACCAGAUGGUGUCAGCCAUCCCUUAAUUUUAAAGGACGUCUGAGGCUUCCAAAAGGCUAUACUCAAGGUCACAGACAGCUGAUCAAGAUUGAAAAAUAAGAAUGACCUUAAAGCAUAUAUUCUUAAUAACUGUGCUCCACUGACCGAGUGAAAACAAGCAUUCUAAACAUAAUAAAACUAUGUCCAUUCUAUGACAGUUAACCUACAUUCUAUAGUAACAUGUGAAUGUAAAUGACAAUCUUUACUUGUGGGAAAACACUAUGCUUGUGUUUCUUUAGAGAAAAACCCUCAGAACACAGACCACUAAAUAGUCUCUAUCAACAGCCAGGUUUCUCCCCCCAGGCUUUUUGAGUUAAAAACAGACUCUGUUGGGAUUGUCCAGACUACCAUGGGAUCAUGCGUGGAGUCAGUUCAAAAUAAAUGACUAAGCUGUGCUCCAGGAAAACUGUCUUUAGGGACAUUUAAUAUCUGAAUUUCAGAUCAUCGUCACAUAUCAUGAAGUAACAACCUUUUGAUGGCCAUUUAAAAACAUGAGAUCUCUGAGGUCCAGCAACAGGUGGCUUCAAACUCUUCAGACACCAUGGCUAUCACAUAAACAUCAAAUCAAGUUCCCAAAUUUUUGAUCAUUUAACAUGAUCUCUUCAAAAUCCAUUUGAUUGCUCACUUUUCAAUCCUUAGGAUAGCUUUAAAGAAUUGCUGUCAUAUCAGUGGAAGAAUUCAAGUUUUCUUGCUGUGUAAUUCCAGAGUUCAAAUACAGAAGCAAGUACUUUUGAUUGUAUGUGUUAUUCCUAUUCCUUGAGAAUGUAGAAACAGACUGAGCUGCUCUCAGCAGCCUAGAAAAAUUCCCAAGAAAAAUAUCUGUGCUUAUGUUGAUGCACACUCUUCUAAGAUGGCUUGAGACACUAAGAAACAUGGUGGUGAUGCUUGUGCCCAUGUGUGGUUAAGACCUGCCUUGCCCUCUGGGUUUGUAGUCAUGACAGUCUUCUCAAACAGCUGCCUUCCUGGAUAAAUACAUGGUUGAAAAACA